AAAAAUGGCGCGAGGCGUUUCAGGGAAAGUCUGGUCCGAGCACGAAAGUAGUUCAGAAACCAUUAAAGCGCGACGGUCUGAACAGUCACGUGGUUUGACCUGUGUUCCCAUGGCGACUCUCCGCUGGGACCGGCUUAUCUGCAGUCCACUGUGCAGGAAAGGGUGUGUCCUCUGGACUGUGAGUGUGAGGAUGGAGGCUGAUGUUAUUGGGACUUUUAUGAGCGCACAGUGCAGAAUGCAUUCAGUUGACUUAUGAAUGAGUGAUAGAGGUGUGUUGACUAAAUCUAUGCUCAUAACUAGAGCUAGUUCUCUUAGUUUCGGCUGUGUGAUGCGCUCUGGUGAUCAUAGGAGUUGCUUUUCAGAUUUGCAUGCAGAACGCCACUGAGAAAUCACUUUGAUAUUUUGUAAUGGAUUAAACCACAGAAGAACUGAAAUGGCGAUGCAGAUUGACGGCUGAUCUGACAGAGGAAGACGUCAGACGCUGUCUCUGUGCUGGUUAUUAUGGGGUGUUCCUGUUGCAAGCAGAAGAAGUCCGACAAAGCAGCAGCAUCAUCAGCAGCGGUAGACAUUGCAGAUCUGUCUCAUGGCAACCCAGAUGGAGGGUUGUCCGUGGCCUUGGCUUCGGGCCGCUACUGCCCCGACCCCACUCAGAGCAUCCCAGACUUCAACAAGGGCUUCAUGUGCAGUCCUAGCUUCCCUAACAGCAACUCACAGCAACACUCUGGAGGCAUUACAAGCAGUGGAGUCACUCUCUUCAUAGCGCUUUAUGACUAUGACGCUCGCACAGAAGACGACCUCACUUUCCAAAAAGGAGAGAAAUUCCAAAUUAUUAACAACACAGAGGGCGACUGGUGGGAGGCGAGGUCUUUGGACACCGGCAACUCAGGCUACAUUCCCUCCAACUACGUGGCUCCUGUCGACUCCAUACAGGCUGAGGAGUGGUAUUUUGGGAAGAUGGGGAGGAAGGAUGCAGAGAGACAGCUUCUAGGUCAUGGCAACCAGAGGGGGACUUUCCUCAUACGAGAGAGCGAGACCACUAAAGGCGCUUACUCUCUGUCUAUCCGUGACUGGGAUGACAAUAAAGGAGAUCAUGUAAAGCACUAUAAGAUCCGCAAACUGGACAACGGUGGCUACUACAUCACCACAAGAUCACAGUUCGACACUGUGCCGCAGUUGGUAGAGCACUACACAGAGAGAGCAGCUGGACUAUGCUGUCGUUUGAUUGACAGCUGUAAGCGGGGCAUGCCUAAGCUGGCAGACUUAUCAGUGAAGACCAAGGAUAUGUGGGAGAUUCCCCGUGAAUCCCUACAGCUGAUUAAGAAACUGGGCAACGGCCAGUUUGGAGAAGUCUGGAUGGGCACUAAUGACGGGCUGUGUUAUUACCUAACCACGCCCUGUGUCAACUCCACCCCACUCACCAUGGGCCUUGGGCGGGACGCCUGGGAGGUUGCCAGGGAAGCGCUGUCCCUGCAAAGAAAGCUUGGACAGGGCUGCUUCGGGGACGUGUGGAUGGGCAUGUGGAAUGGCACCACCAAGGUAGCGGUGAAGACUCUGAAGCCAGGAACCAUGUCCCCUGAGGCCUUCCUGGAGGAGGCUCAGAUCAUGAAGAGGCUUCGCCACGACAAGCUGGUGCAGCUCUACGCUGUCGUGUCUGAGGAGCCCAUCUACAUUAUCACUGAGUUCAUGAGCCAAGGAAGUUUGCUGGACUUCUUAAAAGAUGGAGAGGGACAGAACCUUAAGCUGCCUCAGCUGGUGGACAUGGCUGCACAGAUUUCAGCUGGGAUGGCAUACAUUGAGAGGAUGAACUACAUCCAUCGUGACCUGCGAGCAGCCAACAUCCUUGUUGGAGACAAUCUGGUGUGCAAGAUUGCUGACUUUGGCUUAGCCAGGCUCAUCGAGGACAACGAAUACACAGCUAGACAAGGGGCAAAGUUCCCCAUCAAGUGGACGGCUCCUGAAGCUGCACUCUAUGGACGCUUUACCAUCAAGUCAGAUGUCUGGAGUUUUGGCAUCAUGCUAACUGAGCUCAUCACUAAAGGACGAGUGCCUUACCCAGGUAUGAACAACCGUGAGGUGCUGGAGCAGGUGGAGAGGGGUUAUCGAAUGCCCUGUGCCCCGGGCUGCCCUGCCUCGCUCCAUGAACUCAUGUUGCAAUGCUGGAGGCGGGAGCCCGAUGAGAGGCACACUUUUGAGUACCUGCAGUCCUUCCUGGAGGAUUACUUCACGUCCACAGAGCCGCAGUAUCAGCCCGGAGACAACCUGUGAUAUGCAACCUGGACAGCUGUGGAGCGAUAAACAUGCAAACAGAGAGACAGACAAAGACACACAUACACCGACAUGCAUGUGGUUGUACAUGCACAUGCUGUCUCUGUAUUUGUUGCUCAUUUAUGAUAAAUGGAUACACACGCACACACACACACACACACACAUUUAAAGAUACAUAUCAUUGCCUUGUUUAAUUGUUUAAAGAGUUUUCUUCCCUUCGUUCAUUCAUCCCUGCAGCCCAUUCAGGACAGAGCGGUAAACCAUGUUGAAGAAUGGAGUCUGAGCUCUGCUGAUCAGGCCUUGCAGUAAUAUUGCUUUACUUUGUAACCAUGACAACAAGGAACUGAAAAUGAUGUUAUAUUGAGGUGGUGGUGGGGAGUCGAGCUGGUACAUGAUCUGUUCAGCUACCAUAUAUGUUCAUGUCUUUAUAUUUCUCUGUCUGAGAAGAUAUUUCACCGGAUUUGCUGUUUACCUGAGAUUAUUGUGCGAAUACAGGACUAACAGUGAGUUCAACAGGUUGUCACACCAAUGGAUCCCGUCUUUACUGAAAUCUACAGACUAUGGACAUGUGACAAUGACAGACGUAAGCUUUAGGAGCAGCGACGCUCCCACAGUGGCACGUCUGUUUCCUGCUUUGUCAUGGCUCUUUUACUGAUCCCACAUACAUACAUGCUGACAGGAAAACUGGUUCUUGCCACCAAUAUGUGCCUUAAAGCCUUAGAUUUCAGUGUGAGAGAUGGUGAGGAAUGCUGUUUGUUGAAGGAAUUGUAUGUCAAUUUAGUAUGAACUGUCUCCUUUAUUGUUUUAAUUUAACUCAGAUAUAUUUGUUCAUAACAAAGACGUCUAUAACUAGUAAAAAUGUAUACAGGUUUCAUUCAGUGGGAGGGCAGGUUGAAAUGUCACACAUAAAGGACAAAUAUGUAGCCUUUAUGUUGCGAUUCUCCUGUCAUGUUAUUUUAAUAAAGAUCUGAUAUCUUUUCCAAGUUA
Molecule: messenger RNA, 3252 nt
Organism: Betta splendens (Siamese fighting fish)
Lineage: Eukaryota; Metazoa; Chordata; Actinopteri; Anabantiformes; Osphronemidae
Gene: yrk
Product: Yes-related kinase
Exons: 14
Coding region: 502-2265 (587 amino acids)
Biological process (GO): cell differentiation; cell surface receptor protein tyrosine kinase signaling pathway; innate immune response
Cellular component (GO): extrinsic component of cytoplasmic side of plasma membrane
Molecular function (GO): non-membrane spanning protein tyrosine kinase activity; ATP binding; signaling receptor binding
Source: RefSeq, a predicted model, not a curated record